AUGGAUGUGACGAACACACAAAGACCCACCACCACCAUCGGAUCCUCAGUUGACACACCUCACGUCCCCCCGUGCCUUUCCCCCCAGAUGCUCAGCGAUGCCGACACCUUGGGCAGCCGGAAAAUCUCAGACGGAGCAGCGAUACACCUCUUCCAGAGGCCCAAGGUGGCCGCGGCCGCCGCUGCGGGCGUAGGCACGGCCUCCGCGCAGCAACCUGGCAACCUGUAUGAGUUCCCUCCGGUGCUGCUACAGCCCCUGGAGAGGGGCGGGGACAGGGAGGGCGCCGGUGCGCACUGGGAAGUGGAGGCCCCGCGACGAAAGAUCAUGUUUCUGGCUUCAAUCUUGGUGCUCAUCUCCGUCCUCCAGCUUCUGGAAUGCCUUGCGAGCACCUCUACGGUGUUGUCAGUGCCAGGGGCAGGGGGGGGCAGCACCGGUGGCGACAACGGCGGGAGCGCACACCCUAGCCUCCCUGGCGAGUAUUGGUUCCUUGUGAGGGGGAGAACUCUUUCGAGCGUCAUGGGCAUCGUGGUGGGGACCCUCGGCGUCUGUGGGUCCCAGAGCCUCAACACGCACACCAUCAGGUGGUACUUUGUGGGACUCGUCAUGUGCGCGAUCGUGGCGAUGGCGAUAAGAAUAGAGGUGUUCUACGACACCGUCACGGGCAAGAUCCCGUUCGGCGACUACGGGACAAACUCCCCAGACUCGUCGAGGGAGAACGAUCCGGGAGAGGGAGGAGGCGGUGGGAGCGGGGGCGGGAGUGGCACGGGAGAUGAGGGGGGGCCAGGGGCGCACCACGAGGCGGCGGAGGAAGCGCAGAGCAGUCUCGUCUUCAUGGCCCUCAGCGCGUUCGUCUCGGUGAGUCCAGCAAGAGCAAGGGGUCGGAGUGUACCGGGACAGUUUUUUUUCGAUGUCGCGGUUGUUCCGCCAAGGAUGAAAAGAAAGGUGGUGGCACCGUUGAGAACUGGAUGCGAGAAAAGGGUGGUGGUGUCCGGGACCCUUUGGAUGAUUUGCAUUCGAAGGGUUCACGACAUGCGCAGGGUCAUCAGUAUACACGUGGCCAACUGGGAACGACAAGAGCGCGGCGAGGGGCUGGAGGGGAGGGAGGGGGGAGGACUUACGAACGCCAUAUCGGACCCGGAAUUGGAAAGCAGGCGCCGCGAUGUUGCCAUCGUGUAGGAAACGUCAACCAUUGAGUUUCGUUUUCUGCGCGACACCCCCGAGGCACCUUUCCCCACGGCGGGAUGAUGUACAUGCAUGUCUACUUAUCUUUUUUUCAUGUCGGAGCGCUGACCGCACGCGACUAGAACCCAUGAAGAGAGUCAGUGUUAUAAGAGCCAAGAGCGCGACACGUUGUCGACGCAUGCCGGCUGGGUUGCAUGCUAGUGGGAGUGAUUUUUUGUUGUUGAGGAUGAGAGGUGCGUCGGAUCGAUGCGGGGACACAUGCAACGUGCAGGAGGAAACGAGCGUUAGUAGAGUUCCGAGAACGAGCGAGAGAACUACCACGGCUUAUUUUUUUGUCCGCGGACAAAAAUGUUUCAACAAAACAUGGGGAGAAAACUGGCUGUCAGUCUCGUCGAGGAAGAUUCGGGUGCACUCGCGGUUUGUGGCGCGUGGUCGUAGGCGCCAACGGGAAGGUUGCGGUUCGUAAGUCACGCGCGUUUGGGUAUCAGGGGGGCAGGCAUUUGUCGAGCACGCCACGUGUCCGAAGGUUGUCGGCUGAUUUGUGCCUGUUAAAACCCAAUUUUGAACACGACGGCGUUGGCUCUCGCUGUUUGUUUACUUUGCCAUUCACCGCGAUGGAAAGAUAGAUAGUCUUAACUAUGCUACGCAGCCCAUUUUUGAAUAGAACUGCGGAGUGUUUGUUGAUGUCGUUGUAGGUGUCGUUGCCACUGCUGUGUUGUUAUAGUGGCGCAACGAACGGGCAGUCUCAUGUUUGGUGAAGUUUUUCGAUGGAAGGGGGCGCUCGUUUUGUGUAUUUUUUUGUCAAACACGUUUGUGGGGGGGUGGUUUUGUUCUCGCGCCUGUUGAUCUCGUUUGUUAAUCAACCUGUGUUCGGAGGCUGUUGGGUAUUAUCUUCUUGUUUUUUCCAGACUGCUGUCGGUGGCCUACGCCCUGGGAUUGUCACAGCGUCCCUCCGCUGUUCCUUCAAAAGCUCUGCCUCGUUGUGCGUACGUACCUGCGAAUCCCGAGUGAUGGCUAUCGUGUAUUUUUCUUUGUCUCCGAGUCGCUUACGCCGUUGGUUGCCGAGUUUGUCCAGGGGCAAUGUUUUCGCUCGGAUGGUACGGGCAGCAGCAGGCACAUAUGUAGUUAUUAUUGUGCAAUUUUUGCACUACUAGUAUGUUUUUUACAAAGUGAAGUUUUGUCUGUCUUUCUGGAAUGCGUCUGUCUGUCUUCACUUGGCGAUUGUUUGUGUGGGCCUGUGCGUGAACGUGAAUGAAAGAAUAUAUGUAGACUAAUCUUCUGGCUGGCUAGUCGUCUUGCUCGCUGGGCUGCCUAAUAGCCGCAGCAAGUCAAGAUUGAUCGUCCUCGUUGCCCGAAG
Ectocarpus sp. CCAP 1310/34 is the source of this 2539-nucleotide messenger RNA. The record is from the annotation of a GenBank genome assembly. NCBI's taxonomy places the organism in Eukaryota, Phaeophyceae, Ectocarpales, Ectocarpaceae.